AUGAAGGCAUGGCAGAGGUCGGCGCCCUCCUCGAGGAGGGGGAGGAGAGGAAGGAAGGGGCAGCAGGAGAGGAAGGACUGCAGGACUGUGAGUGACAGCUGCAAGUACUCCCUCGGGGAAAGCGACGACGAGACCCUCGACCUCCUCAGAGGUUCGACCCUUAUAGACGACACGCUGACUGAACAGCACCUUGCCGUUGACCCUGCCUCCUCUCACUCUUUCACUUGCAAUCAAGAGACACCAGAGCUCUUGGCUUCACCUGACAGACAUCCGAGCUCGAUCUCAGGGCAGGCAGGCAGGCAGCUGCUGACCGAGCAAGAGCAGACGAGGCUCAUUGAAUGUGAAGAUGUGACAGUCUUGAAGAAGUUGCUCAACUCAUCGAAGAAAUGUGAAGAAUUGGCGAGAGUUGUAAAGAAACAAGACAUGCUCUUGUACGAACUUGUUGCACAGAACAUGAAGCUUAAAGAUGAAAUGCAAAAGUGCAAAGCGAAAACCGCUGGAUUGGACGAGAGAAAGACUCACGUGUUAGAGUUGGCCCUGCAGACAUCAAACAAUGUUGUUUCAAGCUUGAAGCGGAAGAUGAAGAUGCUGGAAGAUGCUCUCAGUCAAAAGACUUUGCAGUCGGAAAUCAGCAAGAGGAUUGCAAACCGAUCCAGACAGGAAGAGCGACAACUCUCCAGUGCGUUGAAGUCGUCAGCCGACGACCGCAGAGCCCUGCACCAUGAACUCAUGAACGAGAGGAUCGAGUACUCCAACGGCAUACUUGGCAUCGAAAAAUUUGAGGAGUCGAAUCUUGACAAGAAAAUUUCGAAGUUGGAGUUCGGUGUUGAUCAAGCCAUGGAGAGAUGGAUGGAGAAAAAGCUGUUGCUGCUUGUUUGGAGGAAUUGGUGCUCAUCAAGGUCCGGCUAA
Messenger RNA from Guillardia theta CCMP2712, 909 nucleotides. RefSeq lists its product as hypothetical. The record is from RefSeq and is a predicted model, not a curated record. The transcript has 7 exons. NCBI's taxonomy places the organism in Eukaryota, Cryptophyceae, Pyrenomonadales, Geminigeraceae. Bases 1 to 909 code for a protein of 302 amino acids.